AACAAAACAAAAUCAUACAUACUCCAAAACAAAAGAAAAUUUAAAAUAUAUCCUAAAGUUUUCUUUCCUUUCGCUUCUUGUUUAGUUUCAACAUAAACUUUUUUUUGCUUUCUUGAUCUAAGAAAAAAAGUUUUAGUGAUUCCACUGAAAAAAUGGAAGAUUCAAGCUUUAUGGAUUUGAUGAUCGACACUGAUGAGUAUCUGAUCGAUGACUGGGAAUCCGAUUUCCCGAUAUGCGGAGAAACUAACACCAAACCUGGUUCUGAGUCUGGAUCUGGAACCGGGUUUGAGUUGGUACCAGAGAGACCAACAAAGCAAAUGAAAACUAACAACAACAUCAACUCAACAUCUUCUUCUCCGUCGUCGUCUUCUUCUUCUUCGGGUUCACGCACGUCACAAGUGAUCUCAUUCGGGUCUCCGGACACGAAGACAAACCCGGUCGAGACAUCAUUGAACUUCUCCAACCAAGUAAGCAUGGAUGAGAAAGUGGGGUCCAAAAGAAAAGAUUGUGUUAACAAUGGAGGAAGAAGAGAACCACAUCUAUUGAAAGAACAUGUUUUGGCUGAAAGAAAACGUCGACAAAAGCUCAACGAGCGUUUGAUUGCUCUCUCUGCUCUUCUUCCUGGCCUCAAAAAGACGGACAAGGCAACCGUUCUUGAAGACGCGAUCAAGCAUUUGAAACAACUUCAAGAACGGGUAAAGAAGCUAGAGGAAGAGCGAGUUGGGACCAAGAAUAUGGAUCAAUCGGUUAUAUUGGUGAAGAGAUCUCAAGUGUAUUUAGAUGAUGAUUCUUCAUCUUAUUCUUCUACUUGCUCUGCUGCGUCUCCUCUGUCUUCUUCUUCGGACGAAGUUUCGAUCUUGAAACAAACAAUGCCUAUGAUCGAAGCCAGAGUGUCAGGCAGAGAUUUGCUAAUAACAGUUCAUUGUGAGAAGAACAAAGGGUGUAUGAUCAAGAUCUUAAGUUCAUUGGAGAAUUUUCGCCUUGAAGUAGUCAAUAGCUUCACUUUACCAUUUGGAAAUUCAACUAUCGUUAUAACCAUUCUCUCUAAGAUGGACAAGUUGUUUUCUCGACCUGUUGAAGAAGUGGUGAAGAACAUAAGACUUGCGUUAGCUGAAUAAUGUUUUUUAAAACGUUUAUGUGAAUUUCGCAGUUAAUAAACGUGUUAGAUUUGG
This is a messenger RNA of Arabidopsis arenosa, 1172 nucleotides long. Lineage: Eukaryota; Viridiplantae; Streptophyta; Magnoliopsida; Brassicales; Brassicaceae. The record is from the annotation of a GenBank genome assembly.